UCUGUAUUAAGUCGUUAAUCUUUAAUUAUACUUCGAUUAGUCACAUCCAACUAUAUCAGUUUGUAAAUUUUAUGGGCGAUCUGUAGUGUGAGGCUUGUAGAUAAAGAUUUGUAUUUCUAGAUAAGUUCUAGAUGAGUAUCGAAAGUUUCAUGGCAAGAAGGCCUAUUGUAAAAUGUUUGAAAUGUGUUUGUCUUGUCAGACCACCCUGCUGUCUGCAUUACUGUUUGAACAGCUAUACCCGCGAUGGUUAUUCGGUGAUAUAUAAUAUAUACACGUAUAUAAUACGGCCUGAUAUGCGUUAUAAUCUUUUUUAUGAGACAGUCCGGUGUAAACAAUAAUGCACAAAAUGAAAACCCAAUCCAGAAAAUAUACUAUACGUUGUCAUAAUAUUUGUUUCAUUUACCCAUGAUUCAUACAUGCGUUAUCAUCUUUUUACGAGACAUUCCGGAGUGCACAAGUCAAUAACUAUGCUGAGUUAAAAUAAUUCAUAAAGUGAAAAACCCAAACCAGAAAAUAUUACACGUUGUGAUAAUAUUUGUCUCAUCUACUGCAGAUGUUUCCCUAAAAUAUAAAACUUCUACUUGGCGGUGGGAUACUUGCUGAAUUUUCUUCAUUUGCCUUUUUAAUAUAGAGAUAUCUUUGUCUGGCUUUCCUUUUACUCGCUUUCCUUACCAUGGCCUCAUUAUCCGCUAGAAUGAUAUAUUCGGAUGUGACCAAUCGAAGUAUAAUUUCGCUAACCCAUUUAAGAGUCAUACAAAAAAAUAAAAAAAUGUAUAGAUUGUUUAUAGGACUCGCUGUCUUCCUCUUAAUUUUCUUAUCUUUAUUUUUAUAGUACCUUGCGGUUAACCCAGAUAAGUUUGUUUUUGUAAUAUAAUCUUGUUAUUAAACUGUAAUAUUGUUCAUUGCAAAUAAAUAAUAUAUCUGUCAAUUUUAGGCAUAUAGUUGUUAUUUCGUUCUUCUACAGAUAAAUAGAGGUUUUAUUAUUUUCAUCUUCAGACUGUAGUGCCUAUAUUAAUCCCUGGCAAUUUAUAGCCAUUCCUAACUGACUAUGACUAAAUGACUAAAAAUACGACAAUAACGAGCGCGCCAGAAAUUGAUAUUGAUAAAAAAGGGAACCACACAGGGCAAUGUCGAGUGUUGCGCGACGCUGGCCGUCGCGACGAGCGACGGCGCCGCCGUGCGACGCCGGCAACGCAUGGUGGCUGCAUCCGGACGAUACACACUUUAUCGAACAGCUGUUAGUCAGUGCCGAAAAUAUAGCGUUUUCUACUUUGAGUAAUCUCCCGGUGUGCAACAGAAAGGUUUUUUGUUUGCGGUUUGGACGUUUGCGAUGGUUAAUUGGAUGUGAGACUGUAGGUAGUGAGGAGUUCGGGGGUUUUAUCUGUCGAAAGAGAAAUGAGGAGACAAAGUCAGAACAAUCAGUCCCAAAACCAGAGCAGCGAUGAUGAAUGUAGCGCCACUGUGUCUUCGCCGGCUCAGAUUUUGGAACGGGUACAGUCGGAUCGAGUGACAGUAACGAAACCGGAAGAGGACCGACGCAGGCGAACAAUCAUCGUUGAAAAGAAAAACGGAACCUUUGGAUUCACAAUUCAGAGUUACGGAAUCCACUACAAGAAGGAGAAAGAGAUAGAAAUGAUCACCUACGUGGAUUACGUCGACUACGAUGGACCUGCCUACAGGGCCGGAAUGCGCGAGGGUGACGUCAUACUGUCCAUCAACGGCACGGAUAUGGAGAAAGCCGAUCACAAAACGUUGGUGAAUUACAUCAAAAACUGCGAAUCUCGGAUGAGAAUGGUUGUACUUUUUGAAGACUGCGUUAGGAAGGUCGAGCUGCACAUGCGCUACAUCAAACUCCAAAACGUCCUCGAGAGUAAAAUGGAGGAACUCGAACGGCUAUGCAUACGGGAACGCCAGCUCCUCGAAGGUAAAUGGAAAACGCACAGUCUGCCGGCCAGAAAAAAAGCAACGCAAGCGAACGCCAGCGGCCCGCCUACUCCUCAAGGGUACUACACGUACUGCAGGCCUACGGUUUCUACAGAGGACGUUGCCAAAGUCGCGCAGCAAAAGCUCCACCUCACUCCUCCGUUAGUUUUCGCGUACCAGUAUUUCGACACGAGCUACAGGUACAUGCUCCAGCCUUCGACGAGCAGCAGCGGGGAGUACUUGCUCACUUUCGAACCGCAAAAGCAUCGCGAAAAACGUGACCCGGGGUUCAUCGUUAAAACACCUUGCGAUGAAUCGGCCAAGCCCAUUUCCAGAAGCAAAACCAACACGGAUAAGGUGAAAAAAGGUCACGGGCCUUGCCACAGCUACGGCGGUCAUUUGUGUAGUCCCUGCGUGACGGCGAAUCCCAGUAACGGCGACAAUACGAGCCUGGAAGCUUACGAUCUGGCUAGUCCGUGCUGUGACCCGCACUGCGUACCGGCGCGGCGCAGGCCGCGAGUCCAAAAAGAUCCCCACGGCAGAAAGAGAGAAUCGAAGACUGAAGAAACUCAAACGGAGCCCCAACAGCAAACGGCACGAUCGAGGCCGCACUCCCAAGUCGGCAGCGGUGCUCAAAGUUACUCGGCGCCGAGGAGAAAUUUUCACAUAGGGGCCGGCUUGGUCAGCCAGUGCAGUUUACAUUCCUGCACUUCGAGCGAAAUCAGCAACGCGGUGCCAUACACCGUAACCGGUGAAAGUUCCAAUAAUAGCUAUACGACGUCGUUGAGUACUGACACGUUGUAUUGGGACGGAUCCUGCGAAAGUACGUCGCGGCAAACCAACCCCAAGAGCGGUUCUGGCAAGCACGAUAAAUAUUCGUAUCAACAGUACACGCACGAGCCGGCCUACUGCCAAUACAACCCAAUGAAACCGAAAUCGUGGGACAACCUAACGACCAAGGCCUUCGGCGGUUACGGAUUCGGUUACGGAUAUCUCGAUACGUCUGGUAGCACGAAGUGUCCGAAAAAUCACGGCAGUAAAAUGUCUCACAAGAGUCAGACAACGCAGUACGUGAGAAUAGACAAGCAAGCCCCGCAGUAUACGCCCCACACGCAGCGACGGUACUUUCAACCCACAAAAUCUACGGAGAGUUUGUUGGCAGUGCCAAAGUACUCCAACGAAGCCUUGUCCGAUUCUAGUAUUUCUUGCGAAUGCUUAGAAGCUAGCUCGCCUUUACCCGACACGUCGGAAGCUAGGUUUUUUCAAAGUCCCCGACAAAGCGUUAUAAGUCCGACCGAUCCUAAUUUCGGGUACUACAGCGCUAGACGGUCUUCUAAAAAUGACAAUCAAACGAAAGGCAACAACGCUUGCACUACCACCUCGGAAGCCACUAGACUUUAAAUAUUCUGGUGACACGGCCACUGCUCAGUAUUUUCGUAUCUCUCUUGCGAAGAAAUCGAUAAAUUAUAAUAAUUAUUUGUUCCCCGAUAUAUUAGCAAGGUUAGAAAUCAGGAAUAUUGUACAGUGUGUCCCGGCGCAAGUGACACAAAGGGAAAUGUCAUAGCUAUCUUGGAUUUUAAGAUUGUGAUAAACGUGUGUUUUUUCUUUAAUUUCAGAUACAAAUCUUUAAUUUUGUUCUCUUCCGUGACGCCAAUAAUAUAAUAAUAAAUUAUAACAAAUCUGAUAUAAUAGGGCUGUGUUAUCAAUACGCAGCUAAUUAACUUUUUCUAAUAAAAUAUGUAAUUUAUGUAAUUUUUGCAAUAUUGUAUUUGUUAAAUAUGUUGGAAAAGCUAAUUACAAGCCCAAUGAAAUCAUGAAAAACCAUACGGGGUCAAAAAACAAAUUUAAUUUGAAUAACAUUUGUGAGAGUCAUCAUAAAAUUGCUUUCAUCUUUCGAUAACCGAAUUACAAUGCGCGUUUAAAAUGCGACAUUUUAAAAAUCCCGCUGUAUUUAAAAAACCAAGGCAGCUAUGACGUUUCGGUUUGUGCGAUCUUUAAUUUUAUGACAAACACGCUAGCUUUAUUAAUAAUGGAGGUACACAGUAAAAUCAUAAAAAAUGUGACACACUGUACAGCCGAUAUGAAAUUUUCGUUUAAAAAGAUUAAAAAUUUCAAAGUUUCAACUAUAUUGUCAGGAUCUCCAAAGCGCUACAAUUUCUUUGAAUCUAAUUAAACACUGUAGCCUAUACGUGAUAGCAAAUGAGUUGUGCUAAGUUGUGUUUGGCGUUCGCGGCAUUUUUCAUGAAAGAAGAAGUUUUCGAUCUUUUGGCGGUCCUAGAGUUUGGUUUGUUCUUAACAGCUACUUUAUUUCAUGUCCACUGUUUCACACGGUUCGAAAAUAAAAAAAAUAAAAAUACAAAAUUAAAUGCUUUUCAUGCAAACAUUGAAUUUUCUGUAAAAUUUCCUGUCCUGUAUAAUAAAAUAUAGAAUUAAUUGAAUUUAAUAGGCUUUUUUAAUUUUUAAAAAUUAAUUAUACAUAUUGAAAACGACUAAUGUUAAUAGAAUUUAAAACCUAAUAGUAGUAUUUUAGUUUUGAACUACUUGUGAACUUUUUGUUAGAACAAAUUGAUAUUAGAUAAAAUAAUUGUUCACAUACCGCCAACUUAUCGUAGAUAAACCGUGUGAAUGCCUCCUCACCCAAUGAAGUUAGGAUUAUUUAUAUUUAUACUUAAUUCUAAAAUUAAAAAUCCUAUUAGGUAUGCAGAAUUAAAGAGUUGAAUGUUAUAAAUAUAGAUGGCGUACAAGUCGUUGUAUACAUAAUGAGUUGUUAAACUGUAUUAUUGUAAAACUUGUUGUAAUUUCUCCAUUGACAAGGCAUGCGAUGUUUUUUUAAUUAAUAAUGCAAAAAUGUACUGGGGAUUUUGCGUUCAAACCAAAGUUUGCGAAAAAGAAAUACUGAAAACCUUGAAAAUUACAAAACGUAAUUAUAAAGAAAUUUGUUUUUGCAGUUUUUGCCGCUCAGCUUGAUAAAAAAAAACUGCAUAUUUCGAAAUCAAUUGAAUAUUUUGAACUUUGUCAGGGGUGUUUGUAAUUCAUUUAACUGUACAUACACUGUAAUUAUAAUUACAAAUUUAUGUGAAUAUAGACUAUAUAUUUAUUUCUCUAAUGUAAUAGUAGGUAAGAAACAUUGAAAUUGAAACCGAAAACAAGUCAAAACCAAUACCGACGCUGAGAAACUUUGUUUUGUGGCUGUUUUUGCCGUUAGCACAACCGAUUUAAACAAUUGACAUUUUAUCCAUGUUAUUAUGGAAAUUAAUUGAACUAGACAUUUUUUAUGUACAACUUCAAUUUUCUAUGCAUUGCGACACAACGAUUUUACUACAAUUUUGAAUAAAAUUUUG
This is a messenger RNA of Cylas formicarius (sweet potato weevil), 5264 nucleotides long. RefSeq lists its product as uncharacterized. NCBI's taxonomy places the organism in Eukaryota, Metazoa, Arthropoda, Insecta, Coleoptera, Brentidae. Gene Ontology annotation, molecular function: protein binding. The transcript has 4 exons. Bases 1396 to 3324 code for a protein of 642 amino acids. The record is from RefSeq and is a predicted model, not a curated record.